GCGGGCGGACGGACGGACGGACGGAGGGGCGGGCGGCCUCUCCGCAUUGUGCGGCCGCGCCGCUGCCACCGGCGGGAGCGCGGGCGCGCCCGGGGCCGGGCCGCUCCUCCCUCGCUGAGCGCCGCAAGGCCGGGCACCGCCGUGCGCGGCCCCUCCGCGCUGCUCGCAAAGAGGCUCUGCAUUGACGUCACAAUGACACGGUGAAGCCGAAGACAGGAGCUGGGAAAGGUUCUUCUGCUUCACUUUUGAUAAUCGAGUGAAUUUGUAGCCACUCUGUUCCUUCCAGCAUGGCGAAGAGCGCAGAAGUGAAGCUGGCGAUCUUUGGUCGAGCUGGCGUGGGCAAGUCAGCUCUCGUUGUACGUUUCCUGACCAAACGGUUCAUCUGGGAAUAUGACCCGACGCUAGAGUCUACAUAUCGUCACCAAGCUACCAUUGAUGAUGAAGUGGUUUCCAUGGAGAUACUAGAUACAGCUGGUCAGGAGGACGCUAUUCAGAAAGAAGGACAUGUGCGAUGGGGUGAAGGCUUCGUGCUUGUUUACGACAUCACGGACAGAGGCAGCUUCGAGGAAGUGCUGCCACUUAAGAACUUGUUGGAUGAAGUUAAAAAACCAAAAAAUGUCACCCUGAUCCUGGUGGGGAACAAAGCAGACUUGGAUCACUCCAGGCAGGUCAGCACAGAGGAAGGUGAAAAGCUGGCCACAGAACUAGCAUGUGCUUUUUAUGAGUGCUCUGCUUGCACAGGAGAGGGCAACAUUAUGGAGGCCUUCUAUGAGCUCUGUCGUGAGGUACGGCGUCGAAAGAUGGUCCAGGGCAAGACUCGGAGACGAAGCUCCACCACCCAUGUCAAGCAGGCAAUUAAUAAGAUGCUUACCAAAAUCAGCAGCUAAAAAGAGCUGUGCUAAGCCAGAGAAGCAUUUUAGAGCAUAUUAGCUUGGAGUAGGGAUGAGGCAGGCAGAGCACAUUUAAUUAAAAAUGGUCAAAGCUUUGCAAUUAAAAAAAUAGAAAAGACAAACCACACCACUUUUUUGAGUAACACAGGGUCAGACUUUUUUCCUGUUUCGAGAUGUAUUUAGCCACACUGCUUCUGGCUAAUGUGGGGAAAAAAAAAAAGAAAGGAAAUAAAAAAAGUAAACUCCAAAGGACUAGAUGAUUGUGGGGAUUGGCACUGACAGAGCAUCUUCUGCUUCUACAAGGCUGGCUCCAAUCCCUUGCAAGUCAGUAGUGCCUAAACACAAUUUCCAGCCAGCCAGCUGCUCGGUAGCCAUUGGAGAGUAAGAUUCAGUCCUCGGUCCAUCAACAGCCAUCACAACCGGUGUUCUCAAGGACUGAAUACACAUAGAGGCUGCUGUGUUUUACCAGAAAGUUCAUCUGACACUUUUCACCAGCUCUAAAUUGGUGCAUUGUGUGCUUUUCCUUCAAACUGUCCUUCCUUGUUAUUUUUGUCAAAUCUAUGAGUGCUAAUGUUCUUAGCAAGGUAUGCAAAAAAUAUAGGAAAGGUCUUUUUCAUGAAGCGUUUAGCCAGCAAGACACACAUUUCAACAGAGCUGAAGUUCCGCUACUUUUCCAGAUCCUCUGAAACUGCAGAAUUCAUCAAGAAAUAAUCAGCUAGUCCAGUGGCAUUUCAGCAUUUCCCUCUCGAAGUGCAGUACUGUACUUGUGGAAAUGGGAGUGUGUGUGUUGGGAAAGCAAACUGAAAAAAAAUAACCAUAUUACUAUUGAUUUAGUUAUGGGUAGUUUUUAGCUUUAGUUUACAUUUUUGUUUUGGUCUUAUUUCAAUUCAAGUAGUUCCUCUUAUUCUAUUUUAUACCGAAGAAGAACUGAAUCCAUGCGAAGACAAGUAUUUAAAGUCUAAGCCCAAAUGUAAAUCAGAUGUGAAUGGCCUCUACCAUAUCAGGAGGCCAUAAUUUCCAGCUGUUUAAACUUCCAGAUGUUGCUUGAAGCACUCUGUGGUUUAAACCAGCACAGGUUUUUUGUGACUCUAUCUGGCACAUUCAAUUCAAAGUGCAUUUUAUCAGAUUUUCAUGCCUGGGAUAAAAGGUGUCCAGUUUUUUCUCCUCCCUUCUCCUCCCUCAUGCGUCUCAUUUAAGCCAGCUGUCAAGUUUUACAUUCUUAACUUUAUGCUAAGAGAUGCAAGAACGGAGACUGAAAGACUUUCAUUCAGAUUGUGCUCGUCUCCCACCAGUUGUGUUGCAUCCCUUUAGGCAGCAUGGCGUGCAGCUCAGACCGGCAUCAUGAAGAACCACAGCCAAAGGUUGGGAUGGCAAAUCAGAAUAUUAGCAGUAUUCUCCUUUGAGGAGCAGCCCUCUUGUAGCGACUACUUACAACUUUAUUCUCCACUACUCUGUAAUUCGUGUGGUUAUUUGCCUCUGUGAGGAAGUAACACCAAAAGGCUAUCAAAUGCAAAUUGCCACAGAUGUAGAAGAGUGAGGAUAUCUGGUCGGAUAGCACUUUAUAGAGUUAUAGGUAGCCAUAUAAGAGGUGGAACUGGCUGGAGAAUUAAGCCUGUAUAUCCCUGUGGACAGAGAACAGUCCCAAAUCAGGGCUAUUCAAAAGAUACUUUAAAGAUACUUUACCAAAGUAAUUUUUUUUUUAAACAUUCUCUCACCCAUCUCUUGUACCCAACCAGCAUCAAAGAACGUCACAUUCAGGUGUCUAUUUUAUUUGUAUUGUUGUUUAUUUUCUCUGUUUCCCCCAUUCUAGAUAGUGAAAACUCAUUCCACUCUUCUGGAAUAAAUAUCUGUAUUUUGGUUCUCAUAUUCAAGUAUGUUGCCAUACACACUGCAAUGGAAACUUCACCGUGUGCUUCUGGGCAGGAGGUUCUUGCAACAGGUGAUGUCACUGUCUCCAUGACACACCUGUUCCCAAACUAUUGGUCAUAUCUCGUAACUUUUGUUUCAAAAAAAAAAAAAAGAGAAGUUUUGUCAUUUUUAGUCUUAUUAGUAACGCAGAAUCAAUACAAGCGUAAAAGAAAGAGGUAGUGCCUGUUCACACACCAGUAGUCAUUAGCUGAAGGUCUGAGCUUGCAAAUGUCUGUGUUACAACGUUAGGAGCCAGAGUGAGCAUUUCACUAAGUCAUUCUGUUAUCUUCUAAAUCUGUGCUGUUGAAUGAAUCUGAAGUAAACAAAAUCCUUACCUGCAAUCCCAUGGCAACAUAGCUGAUGAGGAAAGUCAUUGUGUCAGUAUUCCAAGCAGUUGAUUUAUCCCUCUCUAAGACAACUUCAGCAGUUCUUUUCUCUGAAAACCUUUCCUGGGGUUAAAAUACAAAAAGGUAAUAUAUGAAUUAUAAGAGAAAAUAAAUUAAUAAUAUUCAUAUUGGGAGAGUUUAAAGGAAGGUGAGGCUAAGUUAUGGCCCUAAUACUUUCCAGAAGAAUCCCAGCAAAUUAUAUCUUCUUUUAUAAUGUCUGUAUGGAGAAGUUAUAAAAUCCUGGUGAAAGAAAAUUUUCCACUGUGCAAACAUGACUUGUUACAUAAACAACCUCUAAGAAAAUAGUAACAUUCCUUUGCAAAGGCUGAAUUUGGAAACUGCCAAACAUGAUAAACACUCAGUCAGAAAGGAGGCUGCUAUUUUGUGACCUUUCCUCCCACACAAACACAAAUUUCUUUACUUAAUUGCUCAUUAUGUUUUUUUCCCUCAGUGUAAUGGGCUGCCUGUCAAGCCAGUUAUAAUAUAGUAUAUUAUAAUCUGUUGAUACAUAUUACAUAGUAUUAAAUGCUAUCUGAUUUACUGUUGCUCAUAAUGUUGCAACAUAUUAUUGGCUAUGCUAUAAACGUGUCAUAUUUCUACGAUUUGCAAAUUGAGACAAAAAAAGUGCCCAAGCAUUGAAAAGGCCAAAUGCAACAUGAACCCAUAUUCAGUAGCCUUUCCGCAGCAGACAUCAACAGUUUAAAUUCUGUUUCUACUGCUGCUAUUUAAAUGUACAUAUAUGACACUAACAUUCAGUUCCUCUCCUCUGCCUGUUAUCAUUUUUUGCGGAGAGAGGAUGGGAAGGACGAUAAACAAAAAGGGGGAGGAAAGGUGAAAUGGAUACUUGUUACCUACAAGUUGAUUGUCAUUUAUGAAGUUUUUAAAUAUUUAUCUUCAAUUGAUGAAGAGUUAGUCAUGCCCAUGCUGCAAGACCUGGAUCAGGAACCAAGACUUCCCUAGAACUUUGAGAAUCUUCCUAUCUGGGGGUUCAGUGCAACCAUGGAUGGAAGUGAGGAUCAGCCACUGGGUUUGCACCUGGAUCCAGACAAGUUGUCCCCAAACUUGGGGAUAGUUGCAUCUGGCAGUUUGCUACAAGGCUAGUUGAUUUUUAUAUAUAUAAUGAUCUGUAUGCAUUUUUACAUUAAAAAUAUGAAAGCUUGUGCUUGUAGAUAAUAUAUAAGAAAAAAAAUAAAAAUAAAAAAAUAGUGCUCUCUGUACUGAACUCUUAGGCAUUGAUCUUCUGUUAGUUGUCUCCAAAGUGUUGUCUUCCAGCAUUUAAGGGGCCAGUUCCAGAAGUCCCAAUUCAGUUUUUAUUUAAUCUUUAUCUAAUGAAAACAAACAGUGAGUUUUGCCUGAAUGAGCACUUCAGCAUUUGGAUCAGUUUAUUUAAACUUGCUUGGCUGCUAGGCCUGGAAUCAAGAGGUCGGGCAGCAUCUACGGCGAAGCACAGAACCGAAUGUCCUUGCUGACUAUUUCAAGGCUGAUCAGAAAAGCUACAGUGCCAGGGUUAUUAAAUGACCUCAGUGAAACCCUCCACCCAAACUCUGUCCUGCCAACUAAAUAAGUGGGAUCUCGAUCCCAAACUUCUCAGGUAAAAUCCUGGGCUAAAAGGUCUGGGAGAUCUAUGCCAGUGACUUGGACACUGGCUUUUCACUUGCUGACAGCUAUGCCCAUUUUCCAAGAAUAAAUAAAAUGCACUGUUGUUCUGAAGAGAGAGUACAUUGUAUCGACGGCAUACAAUCACACGUAGUGUGGGUAUUAAGCUGUAACAGAGGGAAGCUUCAUCGCAGAAGAGGGAGACCAGCUGUAAUCCACUCUUUGUUCUCCUCCAAACCGGGGCCAACCAAGUAACCCAAAGCAUGAACACAAGCAGCUGAACGGCAGUGGGGAUAUAACAAUGCUACCUCUGACAGAUCAUUGCAGGAAACUUGGGUGCAAGAUCUAUGCUUUGAGGUGAAACCUCCCAAAACUAGGUAAGGCAUCUUUCCAGUCACUGUCUGCCUCUGUAACACUGCACAGCAGCCUUGAGUUACGUCAAGCUGCACUGUAAUUUGCUCCAGUCAAAACAAUGUUUCCUGCAAAAUAAGUAGCUGCAGUCAUAAAGACUAUGUAUAAACAGCGUUCGGGGUUCCUUUUACCUUUCUCUUUAAUGGCUCAAUCCAUUUGCAUAUCUUGAGAAGAAAAGGAAAAAGGUAGAGGCUUUAAUUAAAAACGGCUCCUUGGCAUUUUGAGGUAACUGCCUUUAUGUUCUUUGAAAAAUUAAACAUAUAAUGAAAACAGUGUCAUCUUAGAAAUUCUGAUGUUAUGCACUUUAUUUCCAUUACAGAUGCCAGGCACUAAUUACUGCAGGGUUAUGAAAAUACAGAGCAGCAGCUUGUUGUCCUGUGCUUUGCAAGGUUACUAGGAGGCGAUAAUGAUGGCUUGUGUGAGGCCAGUUCAGGCUGGUUUCUGUAAACACAGUUCCACAUGAGGAAAGCUAUUACUGCAGCUCACAGCAGAAAGUGACAGGCUAAGUUCCCGGGGCAGGACUCCACUGACUCCAGCGGGGUUUUGCACGGGACGGGUCAAGCCCCUGGUUCACAGCCUUGGUAGCCAACACGUGGAGAAAACACUCCAAUAGCCAACCUCUCUCAUCCAGAUGAAGAAUAUCCUCUAUUUUUUGUCUGAAGUAGACUGGUAGGAAACUGGGAGGUAAGUUUACACUACUGGCUGUCAUCUAAUAAAUCGGACAAUAUGAUGGGAGUUUGGUCAUCUGCCUUUUUGGACUGGUCUCUUCCACCUCCGCUAAAUUCCCCAAAGCAGCAUUUUUCUUUUCCCACUGCUAUUGUCUUAAAAUAAGGCAGGGGGUUUAAGUGGCAGAUGUCAAUAUACUCUGAUAUCCAGGGAUGUUGUAUGAGCAAAGAGGCUGUUUCACUUCUUGGAGGUCCCUCUCAGAGGAAUGCAGUAUUUACAAAUGCCUCUGGAUGUAAAUUCUUAAAGCUGAACACAACUGCUCUAAAGAGCUGGAAAUCAAUUUUUGUUGAUAAGGGACCAUCUAAUAAUUAAAGUGCAGACCCCUUUGUCAAGUACCAUGGUCCAAAGCCGGACUGAAACAUUCUGUAUCACUAGAAGCAUCUACAUCCCACCAUGAAAUAUUAACAUGCAGAAUAAUAAUAAAAAAAUGAAAACAAUUUGUAGACAAACCUCAAAUUAUACCUCACAGACUAAACCUACACAUUUUUUUCAUUUUUCAUUUUAUUUAUGUAGUAUCAGGAAUUUACAGAACCUCAUUUCAAAAUCCAGUAAGUUCUAGUUACUAAGAAUACAUCAGUAAAGUAAAAAUUAACCGUUUAUUAUCAAACUGCUUUCUCAGUGUUCAUUCUUUAACUGCAUCCUGCUUCCUCUAGCCUAGCCUAAUCAAAGUUUUCAUUGCUACAAGGAACACCAAGAGACAAAGAAGGAACUUCUGACAGGAUAAAACUCAAAUAAAAGAAACAAUAAAUAACCUCAAAGGAACAUAACCAAAAUUAAAGGUGAAAAUCCCAUUUUCCUGAAAAAUAAUUGCAAGAUCUAAUAUAUUAACACUGGUACACAUGUGAUCUGACCAAAAUAAGUAAUCUGAGAUGGUUGAAUAUUUUGAAGUUUAGACUUGGAUUUGUUUCUUUUUGCAAAUUCUAACUGAAAAGAAAUAAAAAUAUUUUUAUGCAGCAGACAUUAGGGCUAGAAUUUGUAAUGAAUGCUAGGUUUCUGAUAGCCAGUUUUAAUAAAGUUUCAGGAUUAUUCAGUAUUUCACGGUUAGUUUUUAAGUUAUGGUAAACAAAUAUCUCUAAAUAACUUUAUUCAGUGUUAUCCCAGCUAUACUACUCAUGAUUAAUUUCAGCAGAAUUAGCUGUAAAUAGAGGAAUGUGUUUUUCUCAGGAAUUCAAAAGCAUCAUUUUCCCUGAAAUCUUAACAACUGAAACAUGACAAAAGAGUAUAUCAAGUAAUGCCAGUGACAUAUUGGAGCAGACAGCUCCCAGGUUCUGUGCAAGCCUUCACAGAUUAGUGCCGCUAAAAUAUUUCCCUCAAAACUUCCAAAUGAAUAGGAGAUCUCAGAAUUUUCACGUCCAAAACAUGUGCCUUUAAAACCUGAACUAAACAAGUAAUGUUUUCUGAUGGCAGUAAGAAGCUCAUGUUGUGGAGAGAGUUCAUUGCUGUAGGGAGACAUGAUCUUUCCUACGCACAGAUCUGGCAUGCUAUAUUAACAUCUGCAGGCAGAUUUCAUUUUCAUUGUCUUGGGUUUGAGCUGUUCAUCACUGCAUAAUUUUGAACCAAAUCUGAAGUCCAAGAAAAUCAGUAAUCUACCUAAAAAUCUCUCACAGUAGACAUUCCUCAACUCCAAAGAGCAGCAGUAGAGCAAUGAGCAAGGUCUUGUAAGAACCAGAGAAAACAUCAAAAUCAUCUCCCCUAGUCUCUCUUUUCUUUUCAAUAAAUGAGAACAUUGGACAUAGAAAAGGUAAAUCAGUUGUCUAAAGUCAUCACAGUGGCUUGUGAAAUGCCAUUAAUAGAGCACAUCCUCUGAGACACUGAUUUUUACUUUCAAAAAUCCAGAAAAUUCAUUUGAAGCUUUCAGUUCUAUUCAGCUUCUGCUUAAAAAAAGAGAGAGAGGGAGAGAAGAAAAGAAAACAAAACAAAAAUAUCCGAACAAGUUACUUUUUGUUCUUAGGGUUUCUCUGGGCUGAGCUUUCAGUAGUUCCACACAAAACCUUUUGCUAGAACACUGAACAUUGACACUUGGUAUCCAAAACUCGUGUACGUCCUAAGAACAGAUACAAUCUCAACCACAUUUAUGUAAAUGUUCAACUAAAUUCAGUACAAAUCUGGGAUAGAAGUUUAUAUCUACUCCAAAUUAUUUCUUUUUGCACUCUGAAAGUAGGUCAUAUUCCCCUCUUUAGAACAGAAUUCAAUGCCAAAGCACUGAGUGUUAUCAACAAUAUUAAAUACAUGUAGUUUUAUUAUGCCAAAAUGUAUUUAAUAAAAAUCCAUAAACAAAAGAAUGAUAUGUCUGCGUGAACUGGAAAGAACAAAGAAUGUUGGAUAAG
Messenger RNA from Grus americana (Whooping crane), 8244 nucleotides. RefSeq names its product RAS like estrogen regulated growth inhibitor (gene RERG). Gene Ontology annotation, molecular function: GTP binding; GTPase activity. NCBI's taxonomy places the organism in Eukaryota, Metazoa, Chordata, Aves, Gruiformes, Gruidae. The record is from RefSeq and is a predicted model, not a curated record. The transcript is spliced from 5 exons. The coding region runs from base 288 to 887 and encodes 199 amino acids.